UCCCCUUUCUUCUCCCUCUCUCUCUCCGUCGUCUCUCUCUCUUCCCCUUCGGCGACGCUUCGCCGUUGCUUCUCUCCGUCGUUGCCACCGGACGGGCCUCACCGUGAUGUUGGGCGUUCAGCGAGUGGUUGGGUACUUGGCCCUGUGGGCCCUCUGUGCCCAGAGCAAGCCCACCGAGAAGAAGGACCGCGUCCACCAUGACGCUCAGCUGAGCGAUAAGGUCCACGACGAUGGGCAGAACUUUGAUUAUGACCAUGACGCCUUCCUGGGGGUUGAUGAGGCCAAGACUUUUGACCAGCUGACUCCAGAGGAGAGCAAGGAGAGACUGGGCGCGAUUGUGAGCAAAAUAGACACGGAUAAGGAUGGGUUUGUGACUGAGGUGGAGCUGAAGGACUGGAUUAAGAAGGCGCAGAAGAAGUACGUCUCUGAGAACGUAGCGCGCCAGUGGCAGGAGUAUGACUUGGACCAAGAUGGCUCCAUCUCCUGGGAGGAGUACAGGAAUGUCACCUAUGGCACUUACCUGGACGAUCCGGACCCCGACGACGGCUUCAAUUACAAGCAGAUGAUGGUGAGGGACGAACGGCGCUUCAAAAUGGCCGACCAGGAUGGAGACCUGCUGGCGACCAAGGAGGAAUUCACAGCUUUCCUGCACCCCGAAGAAUACGACUACAUGAAGGACAUCGUCGUGCAGGAAACCAUGGAGGAUAUUGAUAAGAACGGAGACGGCUUCAUUAAUUUGGAAGAAUACAUAGGUGAGUCGUGGCCAGAUCCUGCCUUUCAUUCGCUCAUGCCCCGUGUUCCCCUGGGGGUGUCUCCAUUGAAACAUUUGGAAAUGUCCCGGGUUGGCACCCAACUGGAUGAUCAAACGGGGUCACCGAUCUAG
Molecule: messenger RNA, 883 nt
Organism: Pseudonaja textilis
Lineage: Eukaryota; Metazoa; Chordata; Lepidosauria; Squamata; Elapidae
Source: RefSeq, a predicted model, not a curated record